GAUACGGAUUGGUUUUGGGAAAGAUUCUGUGUUAGGUUUGUUGGGUUUGGAUCUGUAUGCUGUGUGUGUGUUGUUGGGAUAUAUUCGACCUGGUACUUUGUCGAUUAUACCACCGUAUUCAAUUCUCGAACAUCGUCGUCCGUUAAGUUCAUACACGAAACCAUCAUGGACAAUUCGGGAUACUCAAAAUUAAAGGAGCCUCCAAUUACCCCACCAUCUCGAGUUCAUGCAGCUUAUCCACGUGAAAAGCAUCAAAAAGUAGAAUGUGCCCCUCAACCAAGUGAUCCAUUCCAAGACUCGUCACUGCCUCGACCUUCAUUUGCGGAGCAAAGAUUCGAGCUUCCAUCCACACUUCUUAGUCCGCUGAAGCCACCCGAAACAUCAGAUCAAUUCAAAAAUCCUUUCUUGAAUCUUCUUCCCAAUUCUCCUCUGAAUCCCCGGAGCAGCAAUUUCAAUCCGGAAGAAUGGAUCACCAAUUUGGUGGCCUUCAUGGGACAGGAUCCGAGACGAUAUCCUCGGAGGAGUGCGGGAUUUUCUUUUGAGAAUCUGACUGUUUAUACUUACAGGAAACCAACUGAUUAUCAGAAGAAUGUUGCCAAUGUUGUGCUUGAACUUGGCGCUUUUGCUCGCUGGUUGGUUGGGUCUGGAAAACAGAAGGUCCAGAUCUUGAAAGGGUUUGAUGGUUUGAUUGAGCAUGGUGAAAUGCUGUUGGUUCUUGGUCGGCCAGGAAGUGGAGUUUCUUCGUUCCUGAAGACGAUAUCGGGGAAUACUCGUGGACUUUUUGUCGAGCCGGACUCGGAUAUCAAUUACCAAGGAGUCUCUGUGAGCGAGAUGCACACACGGUUUAGGGGUGAAGUUAUAUAUCUGGCCGAGUUCGAUAGUCAUUUUCCAAAUUUGACGGUUGGCCAGACGCUACUUUUCGCAGCCAAAGCUCGAGCACCACGCGAUUUUACUUUUCCUGGAGUGACUCGAAAAGUAUAUGCAGAGCACAUGAGGGAUGUGAUGAUGAAAACAUUAGGUCUUAGUCACGUGGAGAAUGUACUUGUUGGAGAUGAUUCUGUGAAAGGUAUCAGUCGAGCUGAGAGGAAGAGAGUGAGCAUCGCAGAAGCAGCCUUAAGUGGAUGUACCUUACAGUGCUGGGAUAACUGCACCAGAGGUUUCGAUAACACUCAUGCACUUGAGUUUUAUAAGACGAUUCGACUUUCCACUACCCUUGGAAGAACAACAGCGUGCGUCGCUUUGUAUCAAGUACCUCAAAUGGCUUAUGAUGUUCUAUACGAAGGAAGGCAAAUAUACUUUGGCCCAUGCCACGAAGCAAAAUCCUUCUUCAUCGACAUGGGAUUUGUUUGUCCUCCAUAUCAAACCACAGCUGACUUCUUGACGUCCCUCACAAAUCCAGAUGAGAGGAUAAUCCAACCAGGUUUCGAAUUUCGAGUCCCACGAACUCCCGAAGAAUUCGUUAUGGUAUGGAAAACAAGCCGUCAUUAUGCAAGACUUAUGCAAGAACUCGAAGCUUAUGAAAAUGAAUUCCCGUUCGAUGGGACUCACGCGUUGGAUUUUGCGGCUGCUAGGAGAUCUCAGCAGGCUAAAUAUCUGAGAGGCAAAUCAGUAUAUAAGCUCUGUCCGAGACAACAAGUUGUUUUGUGUAUCGUUAGAGGCCUGCAGAGGUUACGAAGUGACAUCAACCGCAUAAUUCUUGACCUAGUAAUUAAGACUUUUAUGGCUCUAGCUGUGGGUGUCGUCUUCUACGAUAUGCCGGAUGAUACUAGCAGUAUGAAUAAUAGAAGUAUGUUAAUAUUUAUCAUGAUACUAUUAAAUGCUUUCACAGACUCACUCGAGGUCCUCCAACUGCCUGAUCAACGUCUUGUCGUGGAGAAACAAGCGAGAUAUGCAUUUGUUCACCCAGUCGCCGAAGCAUUUGCUUCAAUAGUAUGCAGCAUACCAAUCAAGUUUUGCAGUAAUGUUCUUUUUAACGCCAUUCUAUACUUCAUGGCAAGUUUGAGGAGAACAACCAUGGCGUUUUUCACUUUCAUUGUCUUCUCAUUUGUUCUUAGUUUGACACUUUCUAUGGCUUUCAGAACUAUUGGAGCUUCUUGCCGAUCUCAUGCCCAAGCCAGCUUCUCAACAGCAGUCGUUAUUUUGGCUUUUAUGAUGUAUGCAGGAUUUGUGGUACCCCGGAUGAAAAUGGCGCCAUGGUUAGGAUGGAUUGCAUACGUUAAUCCGGUUGCGUGUGCCUAUGAAAGUUUAAUAAUCAACGAAUUUUCAGGUCAGAUCUUUCCAUGUGGAAAUCUUGUGCCGAGUGGGCCACCUUACAUUAGCACAAGCCCUCAUAAUCGAGUGUGUGCUGUUGUUGGGGCUAUCUCUGGAUUUGAAAAUGUCUUGGGGACUAUAUAUCUUGAGCUCAGGUUUGGGUUACAACCUAACCACUUAUGGCGAAAUAUGAGCAUUCUAUUUGCUUUCAUGGCAUUUUUCAUGGCCGCAUACCUACUUGUUAUGACUCAUAUAUCGAUGGAGAAAAUGAACGGAGAGAUACUGUUAUUUCAGCGGGGACACAAACCUCUGCACAAGAGGCAAAAGCAUCUUGAAAUUUACUCAAGCACAGAUGCUCAUAGGUAUGGUGGAAAUGGCGAUCCAAUAACCAAAAUUCAAAGACAAACGUCAACUUUUCAAUGGAAAGAUAUUUGCCUGGAUAUCAAAACUAGAGAUGGCACACGUCGAAUUCUAGAUCAUGUUGAUGGCUGGGUAAAACCAGGGACUUUGACCGCACUUAUGGGUCCAACAGGAGCAGGGAAAACUUCGUUGUUAGAUGUUCUGGCGUCUAGAAGCAACGUUGGUGUAGUUUCUGGUGAAUCCUUUGUUGAUGGCUGCAUAAAAGAUAUAUCGUUUCAACGCAAAGUUGGAUAUAUUCAACAGGAGGACUUUCACCUUGCAACAAUGACAGUGCGCGAAGCACUACAGUUUAGUGCAAUUAUGCGUCAAUCAGGCAAGACUACCAAGAAAGAGAAAAUUGCUUAUGUGGAAGAGAUGAUUAAGCUAUUGGAAAUGGAUGUAUACGCGGAUGCGAUUAUAGGAGUACCUGGUGAAGGGUUGAACAUUGAACAGAGAAAGAAACUGACUAUAGGCAUCGAGCUUGUCGCUAAGCCAAAGCUUCUACUCUUUUUAGAUGAACCUACCACUGGCCUCGAUAGUAGCACAUCAUGGGAAAUAAUUGAGCUUUUGAAAAAGAUGACAGCUCACGGUCAAGCUGUUUUAUGCACAAUUCAUCAACCCUCUACAGCAUUGUUUCGACGCUUUGAUAGUCUUCUUUUUCUUGGCCCUGGAGGUCGACCCUUAUACUUUGGUAGGCUUGGUGAGAAUUGCGAAACUGUUAAGAGGUAUUUCGAAUCCAAUGGAGCGGAUCCUUGUCCCCUGGGUGGAAAUGUUGUUGAAUGGAUCAUGCAGACUGUUGGAUGUAAUCCCAGUUCAACAAACCUAAUCAAUUGGCCCGAAGUCUGGAGAAAUAGUCAUGAACUAGUCCUUGUUCAUCGAAAGUUAGAUCAUAUGAGAAAGGCAUUAGUUGCAAGGUCCAGCUUUUUUCUGACAGGAACUAAAAAGCCACCGCACCGGAAGGAAUUUGCUACAACUUUUAUAGUACAAGUAUGGCAAUGCUUCAGAAGAACAACUCUACACUACUGGCGGACACCUUCUUAUAUCUAUUCGAAAAUCGGAUUAUCCCUUUUUUAUGCUCUAUUUAUUGGGUUCUCAUCCUUUAGAGAUGCAAGUUCUUUGCAGGAUCUGCAGAAUCAGACUUUCAACGUUUUUAUGCUUCUAACUUUAGCAUCUACCUUUGUUGCGCAGAUUCUCCCAAAUGCUUUAGUGCAACGAGCUUUGUUUGAAGCCCGAGAGCGUCCCGCGAAGAUUUACUCAUGGCCAGCUUUCAUUAUUAGCAAUAUACUUGUUGAAUUGCCAUGGAAUACGCUUUCGGCAAUAAUUGUAUUUCUGUGUUGGUAUUAUCCCGUGGGGAUGUAUCGUAACGCAAUAUCAACGAAAUCAAUACUUGAGAGAAAUGGAGUGAUGGUGCUGCUGAUCUGGAUAUACCUGAUAUAUGCAAGUACAUUCGGAUACAUGGUACAAGUUGGUCUGGAGCUUACAAUGAUGGCUGGCAAUCUGUCUAAUGCAGCAUUUUUUUUGUCAUUGAUGUUUUGUGGCAUAAUUUCAGCGCCUAUAGCACUGUCUCAGAUAUGGCGUAUCGUAUGGCGUCUGUCUCCGUUCACUUAUCUUGUUGAUGGGAUGCUCUCGAUUGGUCUUGGGAACGUUCCUGUCACAUGUUCCCAAUUCGAAUCUCUUCAUUUCGAACCAGUGACUGGGGGUACCUGUGGCUCUUACAUGGCUAGCUAUAUCCAGAAAGCAGGAGGUUAUCUAACUAAUCCUUCCGCAAAGACUAGAUGUGUUUAUUGUCCCCUGAAAGAUUCGAAUGAGUUCCUUGCUGCUGCUGGUAUGAGUUACACGAACAGGUGGCGAAAUUUUUGCAUCAUGUGGGCUUAUGUGGGCUUCAAUGUUGUUAUGACUUUGUUUAUAUACUGGCUGGUUAGGGUCCCGAAGAAUUGGAAGGGAAAGGCGAAGGAGAAUUUGGACGGUUCAUUGGGCGCGAGAAAUGAACUUGUCAGUGAACCGAGUGAACCAAGCGGAGCUAGUCAUUCGGAAAGAAGCUUUGUGAAAGUGAGUGGAUAUAAAGAGGAGAGUCCUCAAACUAAGAAGCGUGGUAGGUCUGAUGAUAUCGAGCUUGUUCAGAUGUGAGGGAGAGGGGAGAGGGAAAGUGUUGAUAGGAAGUUGCAAUUGCGGCAUCAGAAAGGAGGGGCAGUCUGGGAUGUCAUAUCGAUUAGCUUGAUGGUAUUUUUGUUGGCUCUUUUAUGUACCUGGGUAGGUAAAUGUAUGGAAUACAUACCUAGCA
This is a messenger RNA of Botrytis cinerea B05.10, 4930 nucleotides long. RefSeq lists its product as hypothetical. The record is from RefSeq and is a predicted model, not a curated record. Lineage: Eukaryota; Fungi; Ascomycota; Leotiomycetes; Helotiales; Sclerotiniaceae. Gene Ontology annotation, biological process: transmembrane transport. Gene Ontology annotation, cellular component: membrane. Gene Ontology annotation, molecular function: ATP hydrolysis activity; ABC-type transporter activity; ATP binding. The transcript has 12 exons. The coding region runs from base 166 to 4776 and encodes 1536 amino acids.